AUGGACACUGACGAGUAUUCAGACAACGAACCUAUUGUGCUUGGACUUCCACCUCCAUCGCCGCCGGCCCUCAUAGACUUGAGCUCUGCAUUCCAAUCCCCUUCCCACGUUACUCAGACCCCAUCCCGAAAGCGUCGACGAGUGGAACAGGAACCUCGAAAGCCACGUGCUGCUCCAAUCUUGAGCUAUGACAUUGACGAACCAGAAUCCGAAUCGGAGUUGGGUGUCUUUUGGAAUCAAGCUGCCGAUGACCUCCUGAGAGGUAGUCAGCCUGGUUGGAAUACACCGUCUCGAGCACGUCUUCACCUUGAAGAAAUCACAAGCUCUAACUCAGACAAUGACAACAACACAUCAACUGCCGACACUGCAGGAUAUUCGGUGUUCUGCGAAUUGAUAUUGGAGGACAGGGGAGCUUUCUUCCAGAUCACACGAGAUCUCUUUGUUUCAAACGGCUGGGAUCCAGAGAGGAAGAGUUUGAAGCGUUCCGUAAUUGGUGAUGCCGAAGUUAUUGUCUGUCAAUGUCCUCUUGCUCGGGUCAACGACAAUGGAGUCUGCGUACACACCCGGUUCCUCCAGGAGGAAGGUCAUGAACACUUCUCGGACGGUGGUGUCAAUGAGGAAGAUGCUUUGGAUGCCAUCCUCUUCUCGCGUCAAGAGACCGGAGAUGAUACCUGGCUCAACAUCUUCUCCUGCCGGCCUCAAGCCUCGAGUACUUUGAACAGCCGGGUUAUUGUGCAGCAUACAGGAGAGAAUGCCAGGGGUGGAUCUUGGUCCUGCUCGAAGGAUAUCGGAAUGGGAUCGUGUGUUCAUAUCCACAAGUGCAGGGACUUGCUGCAGCAGUUGAUAAUUACGGAUCCCGAAGCAAGAUACGAGGUCCAGGACAGGACUGUGAACGAUACUGUUCACUGGAAUCACCUCAACUACCGACGAGGGGCAACGGUUCAACGAGCUGUGUCGUACCUCCCAGUUCACGCGCCUCCCUGGGCCACCUUGCCAUCUGAUCCCGUCCUGUACCAACACUCGAAGCCCGCACCACCCCCGAGCCUCCUCCCUCUCAACGACACCUCCUCGUGCUCGUGUGCUCAGCCACGACAGCGCUUCCAAAGCCACAUCCCACGGAUUUCCCAGUCUUGUACUGUGUACGGACUUUCAUUGUCCUGGACAACAACAAUCGAGUUGCAGAAGUGCCCAAAUCCCCGCUGUUCCCAUCGUCUUGUGGGUCCCGAUUGUCGGGAAUUCAGGAUAUUCAAUUACAACAAUCAGCGCCUCUUCACACACGAAGUUCUCGACGAAUACACAUCUGCCUACACAUCCUCUGAGACGCCGUUUUCAGCCUGGGUGUCUGUAGUGUCGCGGCGCUACAGUCUCAAUGACAGUACAAAUCCUUUCCCUAGCGCGGACACUUUUCGUUCCGCGUGGUUUCUUUAUGUUGCUCUCCAGCAUCUUGAUGACAGUAUGACGUGUCCUCGUUGCGGUCCUAGCCCCGAAACCACAAUCUGGGACGGUGUUACCCUUGCGUUCAACAAAAAACAUCUACUUCCUACCCUCGAACCUCCCACAGUCAGCCAACCUUCGUCGCACGAGCGCCACACAACACGAUAUCUUGGAAAUCAGCAAUUGUUAUCGACAGCAAAGCUGCGACGUUCAAUUCGGACCGUGCUGACCGGCCCCCCUCUGACGAAAACGGAACUAGACAAGAUUCUGUCAUCUAUCCCGACGGCGGAAAGCGAAGAUGAGGAGGAGGAUGAAGACAACGAGGACGAGGCUAAUGCGGCGCCGGUUCUGAAUCCUCGUGGGAAGAAGGCGCUUGAGAAGGCGCGGAAAGCAUUUGCAGACAGGGUGGAUAUGCUACCAGUGGUUGUCGAGGGUCUCGAACGAGUCGAUGAAGCACUGGCAAGACUAUUCAAUAAACAGUUUGGCGAACACACAGUCUUGAAUGCUCGACCAGCCCCGGAUGUGUAUCGCCGCUUUUUCAUACAGAUCGCUGCCGAGGAAUCUGUCCUCCAAUUUGCAACACAUUCGGCCCUUGAUGCACUGCAAAAAUUCGUGGAUCGACCUAGCCUUUCAACAGGCUCUGCUUUGACAGAGAUCCCGGCCAUCCACGAGCUCAUUUCCCAUGAGCGUCACAUUUCUGACGACUUGCACCUGAUCAGCCAAUGGCUUUUAUGGAGAGGUCGCGCCAUAUACAAUGCGUUGGUGAAGGAGCCCGUCAACUUACCCACAGUGCAGUCCGGGGACGAAAAACCAUGGGCCGAGACCGGCUGUCAUUAUGGCUUGCCUAAGAUUCGUGACCGUCCUCGGUAUCCGAAGCUCAAAUAUGACGCGAGCAAUGAAGUGGGCGGAAAGCGAGGCGCAAAAUGCUCAAAGUUCUACUCACAGUACGGAGAACGGCGCCUGACAGGGGGCAUCAUGUGUGUCUGGUGCACCCAUAGUGUCUGCUAUGGUUUCCAUUGUAUUCCCAAGGGAGAAGGACGAAACGAUGUGUUUUCAGCAUUGAUCACUCGAUGGGAAACGGCGCCAAAAAGAGUCAUCUAUGACUUUGCCUGUGCGCUCGGGCCGUAUUGCAUGACACGCGAGCCAACCUUUUUUGCCAAUACUCAAUUCCUCAUUGACGACUUCCAUUCGGUUGGCCACACCAAGUGUUCCGAAGCUGCGUUCCUGAAGACUUAUUGCCGGGUGGAUCCAAGACUGUCACGAAUCAACUCAAGUGCCGGGGAAUGCGGGAACAGUGGCCUUGGCCGGAUACGAAAGUCAGUCAGUUAUAUGUCUCAAAGUCGCGCCAUCUUGUAUACGCGAGUUUUCUUAUGCAUCUGGAAUCGGUUACGCAUCAGAAAGUUGACUGGAUGCAAGUAGUAAACAAUAGGAGAACAAGUAGACUUUAAUUGGAAUGGCAAGUCACUUCGCUACGAUGAGAAUCUGCCCAAGAAUUCGCCCAGUCUGGCAAUGGCUGGACUUAGACAGCGGUCAUCUGCUGGUAGUUCCAGAACCCAGCAAAAUCCUGCUGAAUAGUCUUGAAAAGACACCAAGCAGCAACAUUCCGAAGGAUCACGAAUAAAAGAGACUCUGAAGUGAGGACUCUGGUGCUGAGUUGUGUGAUACACCUAAAUGCGUGCAUGCCAAGUCCAUUGAAUGCCCGAGGCCCAGUUUGAGCCUCUCUGGCACUGGCACAGAGGUCCUCCAGAGUGCGAUGAGGGCAGCGAGGAUUCGCGGAAUGUGUUCAAUGGGGCAGAGACGGCAGGAAUGAGGCGAGCGCGUCGGAAGGGGAGGAGGGCAGCGAGAAGUCGCGGACGAUGUAUCGAGGUGACGGGGCAGCGGGAGUCCGCCGAACAGGGUGAAAGGGGGGAGGGCAGCGAGAAGUCGCGGACGAUGUAUCGAGGUGACGGGGCAGCGGGAGUCCGCCGAACAGGGUGAAAGGGGAGGAGGGCAGCGAGAAGUCGCGGACGAUGUAUCGAGGUGACGGGGCAGCGGGAGUCCGCCGAACAGGGUGAAAGGGGGGAGGGCAGCGAGAAGUCGCAGACGGCGCGCAAAUGGGCAGAGACGGCGGGAAUCCGCCGAGUCCGCCACUAUAAGACGGUGUCGCCGUGUCGGGCAGCGAGGACCCGCCGAGACCCGCAAAAAUGGCCCAUGAGAGUCAGCGAAAAGUCGCAGCAAGAUCU
Molecule: messenger RNA, 3656 nt
Organism: Mycena citricolor
Lineage: Eukaryota; Fungi; Basidiomycota; Agaricomycetes; Agaricales; Mycenaceae
Source: the annotation of a GenBank genome assembly